AUGGCUAAUAACAACGAUAGGCCCGAGGGGAAUCAAGGGGUAAAUCGGCCGGCGCAAGAUCCAGUUUUUCUGGCUGCUAACCAUAAUAUCCCAAUGAGGAACUAUGCAGUACCAAAUUUAUAUGACUUCUCGCCCGAAAUUUCAAGACCCAUAGUAGAGGAGAAUGCACGAUUUGAAAUAAAGUCAGUCAUGGUUCAAAUGAUCCAAAAUGCGGGGCAAUUCGGAGGUCUACAAGGAGAAGACCCACAUGCUAACUUGAUCAUCUUCGUAGAAAUAUGCAAUACAUUCUCCAUUCCUGGUGUGACUCUUGAAGGAAUUAGACUGUAUCUCUUCCUGUAUACACUGCGGGAUGAGGCAAAGAGGAAGGUGGAGAAGAACAAAGAGCUUGAAUGGGAAAAAGCACAGAAGAUUGAAAUAGGUGUUGAUCUUGUAGCUGCAGCUAAACAUCAGCUUCAAUUUCUCUCAGAGGUUGAUAGCAUUCCGUUCCUUCAUGAAGGCCCAAGCCUUGAUAGGGCUAUUUACAGGUACAAUGCUUACUGGCUUCCAUUGCUUGCCAAACAUUCUGAAUCCCCACUAUUUGAAGGACCUUUAGUUGUCCCUUUGGACUGUGAAUGGAUUUGGCAUUCCCACAGAUUAAAUCCUGUACAAUACAUUAAUGAUUGUGAGGAACUUUAUGGAAAGAUACUUGACAAUUCCAAUGUUAUAUCAACUACCAUGGUUGAAAGUCCCUGUCUAAUUAAAGAAACUGAAAACAUUUGGAAUGAAUUAUAUCCUGAAGAGCCUUUCAGCUUCAACUUCAACUCACAAGAGGCUGAUGUCCCAAAAGAUCGCCAGCUCUCACAACUUGAAAAAUACACCAAAUAUGAUCUUGUUUUAGCUGUUAAAAGACAGACUCCCUUCUUCUAUCAGGUUUCCCAACCUCACAUGAAGAAUGAAAAUUUCCUUCAAGAAGCUCUGGCUAGAUAUAGAGGAUUUCUAUAUCUAAUCAAAAGUAGCAUGGAUGAGUCUGUUCAAAUGUUUUGUGUUCCAACAUACGAUAUUGAUCUAAUUUGGCAUACUCAUCAAUUACACCCUCUUUGCUAUUGCAAAGACAUGAAAAAAUUACUUGGUUUGGUAUUGGAGCAUGAUGAUACAGUUACAGAUAGAACAGUAGGAGAGAAAUUGGAUAUUGGAUUCACAGGAACUACCAAACAAUGGGAUGAUACAUUUGGUACAAGCUAUUCGAAGAUAGGAGCAAUGUAUAGAGGCCCAGCUCCUCGCAUGCAAGGUGGUGUAAAGAGUGGCGAAUGCAAGUUAGAGAGCAGUGGAGGCAUUGCUGCUGGAUGCGGAAGCAAGGUAGAGAGCAGUGGACGCACUGCUACUGCUGGGUGCGGAAGCAAAGUAGAGACCUGUGGAGGCAUUACUACUGCUGGGUGCGGAAGCAAGGUAGGGAUUAGUGGAGGCACUACUGCUGCUAGGCAUGGAAGCAAAGUAGGGAGCAGUAGACGCACUACUGCUGCUAAGUGUGGAAGCACGUUAAAGAGUUAUAGAGGCACUACUGCUACUGGGUGUGGAAGCAAGGUAGGGAGUGGUGGAGGCACUACUGCUUCUACCUGCGGAAGCAAGGUAGAGAGCGAUGGACGCACUACUGCUGCUGGGUGUGGAAGCAAGGUAGUGAGUGGUGGAGGCAUUGCUGCUGCUGGGUGUGGAAGUAAGUUAGAGAAUCGGUGGAGGCACUGCUGCUGCGGGUGUGGAAGCAAGAUAGAGAGUCAUGGAGGCACUGCUGGCUGCUGCGCGGGGCAAGUUUAGAGAGCGAUGGAGGCACUGCUACUGCUGGGUGCAAAAGCAAGGUAGGAAGCGAUGACACAUUGGUGCUGCUGGGUGCGGAAGCAAGGUAGGGAAUGAUCGAGACAUUGCUGCUGCUGAGUGCGGAAGUAAAGUAGGAAGUGGUAGAGCCACAACUGUUGCUGGGUGCGGAAGCAAAGUAGAGAGAAGAGGAGGCAAUGUUUGUUGCUGGGUGUGGAAGCAAGGUGGGAAGCAAAGAAGGCACUGCCGUUGCUGGUUGUGGAAGCAAGGUAGGUAAUGAUAGAGGCACUGCUGGGCUGGUUGUGGAAGCAAGGUAGGAGCGAUGAAGGCACUGCUGCUGGUGGUUGUGGAAGCAAGGUAGGGAGCGAUGGAGGCAUUGUUGCUGCUGGUUGUGGAAGCAAAGUAGGGAGUGGUGGUGGCACUGCUGUUUCUGGGUGCGGAAAGUAGGUAGGGAAAGGCAGACACACUACUGUUGCUGGGUGUGGAAGCAAGAUAGAGAGUAAUGGAGGCAUUGCUACUGCUGGUUGCGGAAGCAAGGUAGGGAGCAUCAGAGGCAUUAACUGCUGCUAGUUGUGGAAGCAAGGUAGGGAGUAACGGCGACAUGUUGCUGCUAGUUGUGGAAGCAAGGUAGGGAGUAACGGAGGCAUUGUUGCUGCUGGUUGUGGAAGCAAGGUAGGGAGCAAUGGAGGCACUGCUACGGUUGUGGAAGCAAGGUAGGGAACGACGGAGGCACUGUUGCUGCUGGUUGCGGAAGUAAAGUAGGAAUGGUGGUGGCACUGCUGCUGCUGGGCGGAAGGCAAGAUAGAGAGCAAUGGAGGCAUUGCUGUUGCUAGUUGCGGAAGCAAGGUAGGAACAUCAGAGGCAUUACUGCUGGCUGGUUGUGGAAGGAAGGUAGGAGUAACGCAGCAUUGUUGCUGCUGGUUGUGGAAGCAAGGUAGGGAGCGAUGGAGGCACGUUGCUGCUGGUUGCGGAAGCAAAGUAGGGAGUGGUGGUGGCACUGCUGCUGUGGGUGCGGAAGUAAGGUAGGGAAAGGCGGAUACAUUGCUGCUGCUGGGUGCGGAAGCAAGAUAGAAGAGAAUGAAGGCAUUGCUGCUGCUGGUUGUGGAAGCAAGGUAGAGAGCAUCAGAGGCAUUACUGCUGCUAGUUGUGGAAGCAAGGUAGGGAGUAACGGCAGCAUUGUUGCUGCUGGAUGUGGAAGCAAGAUAGGGAGUAACGGAGGCAUUGUUGCUGCUAGUUGUGGAAGCAAGGUAGGGAGCGAUGGAGGCACUGCUGCUGGUUGUGGAGUAAGGUAGGGAGCGAUGGAGGCACUGUAGCUGCUGGUUGCGGAAGCAAAGUAGGGAUGAAUGGU
Molecule: messenger RNA, 3133 nt
Organism: Benincasa hispida (wax gourd)
Lineage: Eukaryota; Viridiplantae; Streptophyta; Magnoliopsida; Cucurbitales; Cucurbitaceae
Source: RefSeq, a predicted model, not a curated record